UCCCUGGUUGGUUGUAGCAGGGCAGAGCUCUCUCUCUGUUUAUCAGUUGGGGGAUAAUGAGAGACUGCAAUCUGCUUCGUGUUCCUUUCUCUUUGUGGUUCUCCUCCAGUAACCAUUUCGCACAAAACAACCACUUAUUUAGUGUUUCAAUGGAUUUCCAUUCAUGCUCAGAGAGAAAAGUGGACCGAAGGGCCAGUUAAAAUCUGGACAAAAGAUAAAAUGUGGCCAGAAGAUGUUCCCAGCUCUGGGAUUCGGCAGAUUGGUCCAGUCUUCAGUUUCCUGCGCUCUCCUAACUUCCUUUGGGUGCUGAGAUGGUGAGGACUUCUAACAGUCUCGCCCAUGCAGUCUGACAGAGCACUCGGACUUCCUGCCAAUUACCCCAAGCCCAUGUUGUGUUAGCAGCAUGUCCAACCAUUCCACCAACAUGAACUGUAGUCAGAACUGCAGCCUCUACGACAUGGACUAUUUCGAUGGUUACUCCGAUUAUCCUGUCAAUCUCUUCCCCAUUCCUAUCUUGACUGGAAUCACCGUUACCUGCAUUCUGUUGGCAUUGAUUGGCAUCAGCGGGAAUGCCAUGACUAUCCUGAUUGUGCUAAAGUUCAAAGAGAUGAGGACCACGACUAACUUCUACCUAUCCAGUAUGGCUUUCUCCGACCUCUUCAUCUUUGUGUGCAUGCCCUUGGACUUGUACAGGAUUUGGCAGUACAGGCCCUGGAACUUUGGCAGUUUGCUCUGUAAGCUGUUCCAGUUUGUCAGUGAGAGUUGCACUUACUCCACAAUUCUCAACAUCACGGCCUUGAGUGUAGAGAGAUACUUUGCCAUUUGCUUCCCACUCAAGGCCAAAGUGGUCAUCACUAAGGGCAGGGUCAAAGGUCUCAUCUUUUUCCUCUGGUCAGUGGCGUUUGUCAGUGCGGGGCCCAUCUUUGUCUUGGUUGGGGUCGAGCACAUGAAUGGAACUGACCCCCUGCUGACUAACGAGUGCAAAGCCACGGAGUACGCUGUCAAGUCUGGCCUCCUGAAUAUCAUGGUGUGGGUGUCCAGCAUCUUCUUCUUCCUGCCCGUCUUCUGCCUUUCAAUACUCUACAGCUUAAUUGGGAGGAAACUGUGGCGACGCAAGAGGGAGAGCGUUAGACCCAGCAUCAGCAGCAGAGAGAAGAACAACAAGCAGACGGUGAAAAUGCUCGGUAAGCAUACAGAGAAAGGACCUACCUUUCUGUAGCGCCUUUCACAACCGCGGGGCAUCCCAGAGCCUUUCCAGCCACAAAGUACUUUAUAAUCACAAACACCAGGAUCUUGUUUUCUGCAGUGCGUC
This is a messenger RNA of Rhincodon typus (whale shark), 1312 nucleotides long. It is a transcript of the gene ghsra, whose product is annotated as growth hormone secretagogue receptor a. The transcript is spliced from 2 exons. The record is from RefSeq and is a predicted model, not a curated record. Bases 404 to 1219 code for a protein of 271 amino acids. Gene Ontology annotation, molecular function: growth hormone secretagogue receptor activity. Gene Ontology annotation, biological process: G protein-coupled receptor signaling pathway; hormone-mediated signaling pathway. Lineage: Eukaryota; Metazoa; Chordata; Chondrichthyes; Orectolobiformes; Rhincodontidae. Gene Ontology annotation, cellular component: plasma membrane.